This is a messenger RNA of Metschnikowia bicuspidata var. bicuspidata NRRL YB-4993, 753 nucleotides long. RefSeq lists its product as uncharacterized. The record is from RefSeq and is a predicted model, not a curated record. NCBI's taxonomy places the organism in Eukaryota, Fungi, Ascomycota, Pichiomycetes, Serinales, Metschnikowiaceae. The transcript has a single exon. Gene Ontology annotation, molecular function: zinc ion binding; nucleic acid binding. Gene Ontology annotation, cellular component: U2-type prespliceosome; U2 snRNP; catalytic step 2 spliceosome. Gene Ontology annotation, biological process: spliceosomal complex assembly. The coding region runs from base 1 to 753 and encodes 250 amino acids.
AUGGACUACUCAGACAGGGUCAAUUCGAAAAAAGGGGCCGGUGCCCUUGCUGAUAAACACGAAAGCAAUGUGCACACUAAACGGCGCAUCAAGGAGCUUCUCACCACACAAGUCCUUGAUUUGGACCGAGACCCCUAUGUUUUCCGGAACCAUUUGGGUGUUCUUGAAUGUCGGCUCUGCCUCACUACUCACACCAACGAAGCAUCAUACAUCUCGCAUCUUGGCGGGAAAAAGCACGGGCUUAACUUGGAGAGACGGCGGAUCUUGGAUGAGAAAUACAACAAGGCGCCUGGGCAAAACACGGGCGUGUCGAUGACUAAUGUAGAGAAACGGCACUGGAAACCAAUCGGGCGGCCCAGCGUCAAAGUCACGAAAAUCAGGCUACCUAAGCUGCUCCGGAUGGGUAUGCUCGUGCAGGCGCAGUUUCCACAGAUCUCCGUGAAAGAACCGUUCUUCCGCUUCAUGUCUUACUUCGAAAUGUCGCAGAAAAACCAAGGCGCCAGCAAGGACUUUCUCUCAAAGGAAAAGACGGAUUACGAAGAGGACGAGGACGUGGAUCCCAGCAAGUGGCAGUACUUGGUCCUUUCUGCAGAGCCCUAUGAGAAUGUAGCCAUAUCUUUCCCCGGGGCAAAACAGGUCGACACUCCGCCUGGCGAUGAAAUGUCGCAGAACUACUGGUGGCACUGGGACCCCGACUCAAGGGAGUUUUUUCUUCAGGUCUUGUUUAAGGACGAGAAGUUGGAUUCGAGAUAG